This is a messenger RNA of Paramecium pentaurelia, 1053 nucleotides long. The record is from the annotation of a GenBank genome assembly. NCBI's taxonomy places the organism in Eukaryota, Ciliophora, Oligohymenophorea, Peniculida, Parameciidae.
AUGAAAUAAUUAUAAAUAUGCUCAAAAGGGUUAUUUGGAGUUAUUGCUAUAGGAUUUAGUUAUGGAAUUUACCGAAUAUUUAGAGGGGUAGAGUGAGUAUUUGGUAUAUUUAGUUUACAAAAGGAGAGUUUAGAGAGAAUAUAAAAUAAUAGAUUGUAAAAUGUUACAAUGAUAGUACUAAUAAAGGGUUUGUUGAACCAUUUGAUAUAUUAUAAACUUUUUCUAAAAAUGAAUAAGGAAUAGAGUUUCAUAUAAAAUUAGUGAAAUCUCUGGCAAAGAAACCAGUGGGUUAUUAAUAAAAUGUAAGUAGGAAUAUAAAUAUAGAUUAAUCCUUUAAUUGAACCUUUUGAAGAAGGAUAAUUAGUAAUGAAACUUUAGAAAUAUAAUCUUUUAUUAAAUAAAUAUCCUGUAAAUCCAUAUCAUACAUUAUUGGUGCCAGAAUAAUUUAUUCAUUAGUCUGAAAAGUUCAGCAAAGAAUACUUAAGUUUAACUUAUGAUAUUUUAUGUGCAGUAGAAGGAUUUGCAUUUUUUAAUUCUCAUAGUGAAGCAGGGGCUUCUUUAGAUCACAAACAUGUUUAAAUUGUGUCUAAAUUAGCAUUUUAAAGUGCAAAUAUAUUAAAUCAUAUAAGAGAAUGGUAAUUUGAGAGAAGUGUGAAAGAGUAAAAUAAAUUCAUAAGGUUAAGGUAUUUAAAAAAGAUUAAACAUUUCAUUUUAUUUUUUAAUCAGGAUUAAUUAUAAAGCAAGAAUUGUGAUGAAUAAUAGUAAUAGAAUUUAAUUUACGAGACUUAUGAAAGAUUAUUAAAUAAAUGUUAAGUAGAUAACAUAUAGGAUUUGAAACAUAAUUUAAUAAUGACUUAAGAGUUUAUGAUGAUAGUAGUUCGAAAAAAAGCUAAUUAUAAUGGAGUAUCAUUUAAUGCAGUAUGUUUUACAGGGUCCUUAUUGGCUAAAAAUGAGUAGGAAUGCGAGAAGUUAAAGUAAGCCAGAAUAAUUGAAAUACUAGAGAAUUUAGCAGAAGUUGAUGAAUAUGUUUAUUAGGAUAUAGAUGAAUGUUGA